Glossina fuscipes is the source of this 1343-nucleotide messenger RNA. RefSeq names its product putative elongator complex protein 4 (gene Elp4). Bases 99 to 1343 code for a protein of 414 amino acids. Gene Ontology annotation, biological process: tRNA wobble uridine modification. The transcript is spliced from 4 exons. NCBI's taxonomy places the organism in Eukaryota, Metazoa, Arthropoda, Insecta, Diptera, Glossinidae. Gene Ontology annotation, cellular component: cytoplasm; transcription elongation factor complex; elongator holoenzyme complex. The record is from RefSeq and is a predicted model, not a curated record.
UCAGUCAGCUUUUUCAACUGGCAACGCCAGAAUAGAAUUUUUCUUAGCAAAUUUUACUCCAAGUCUAUAGUUGUAAAUUUAACACAGAAACACGGAAAAUGUCUAGCUUUCGUAAAAGAAAUUUGGAAAGGUUUAUACCUCACACAAGAAUUAGUCCGCAAACCGGGCAAAUAAUAACAUCAAGCGGAAAUCUUUGGUUAGAUUCUAUUUUGGGUGGUGGCUUGGCUUUGGGUUCUAUUUGUUUAAUCGAAGAAAAGUUUGCUAUGUAUUCUAAAGUGUUAACCAAAUAUUUCAUAGCCGAGGGUGAAAUUUCCGGUCAUACGUCUUUGUUAGCAACUUUGGAUGAAGAUCCGAAAGAUUUACUAUCUCAGUUACCACAACCCAUAAAAGAUGAGGAUGAUCAAGAAUUUAAUGAGAUUGAAAAAGAAGAACUCGAGCCAACAAUACGUCAAGUUGAGGAUAAUUUACGCAUAGCUUGGCGUUAUAAUGAUUUACCGUUGUUAAAUACAAAAGAGAAAAAUGCAAAAAUAGGCCAUCAUUAUAAUCUAAUGAAAUAUAUGGAUGUUUCCCAAGUAACUUGUAAAACUUGGUACGAUUUGCAGCAACAGGAUAAUUCCGAUGAUAAUAAUGAUGACAGUAAUAAUGCUCAGGACAGCACUAGCAGCAGUAAUAAUGAAUCAAGUGCCAGUGAAAAAACUGAUCAAGAUAACUAUUAUCCAGAAUCAGUUUGCGAUAAAAAAACGCAAACCAAGUGUCCCUGCAAACAGUUCAGUAACUUGUUUGCUAAUAAUAAAUACGAGCGUCUAUUACAAACCAUAACCAAAUUCCAAAUGCGUAAAUAUGAUGAAGAAAAUCCAGGGAAGAAAUUAUUACGCUUAUGUAUAUCAUCAUUGGCAUCGCCUUUAUGGUAUGAAGAUCGUUUUCAACAGGAUCUCUUGAAAUUUCUUACAAUCUUAAGAGCUAUCAUUCACAACACAGCUGCCGUGUGCCUUAUAACCAUACCUAUGCAUUUAGUGGCCAAAUAUAAUCCCUCUCUUCCCAACAAAAUACGCAAUUUGGCGGAAUAUGCUAUCGAGCUGGAAUCAUUUGUCAAUACCGAUGAAACCAAUCCGGUCUACAAAGAAUACAAUGGUUUGGUUAAAUUGCAUAAAAUGACCGCCUUGAAUGCGUUAAAUGUUUACAAACCGGAAACAUUGGAUCUGGCCUUUAAAUUGCGACGUAAGCGUUUCAUUAUAGAGAAAUUGCAUUUACCACCAGAAAUCCAGGAAAGUUCUAAUGAUACGAAAAAGCCUACCAUUAGCUGUGGCGUUAAUCAAACCAAAACUUCUUCACUGGAUUUUUGA